AAUGAAACCUGUGUAGCUCUACUCUCUCCCCUCUCUCUCUCUACAUCCUUAACAGGAGCAACAUUGGCCACCUCCUGACAUGGAAGCUGAAGUUGAGAUCCAUGAAGAAGCUGAAGUUGAGAUCCAUGAAGAAGCUGAAGUCGAGAUCCAUGAAGAAGCCAAAGAGAUGGGCUCACAGAAGCCUAAGCAAACAGUGGAGGCAAGAGUAACAAGACCUCCCCACAAUUAUGUGGCCAUUGUCAAAGAUUCCGACGUGCCCACUGAAACUUCCUCUCUCCACAAGCUCUGCCAUCAGCUCUAUGACGGAGUUGUUCUGAAACAGGGGAAGAGAAAGUAUUGGGUCGACAGGCAUCUCAACAAGAAUUGCUUCAUGCUGUUUGCGAGGGAGCUUGCUAUUACAUGGGGCGACGACAACCGGUACUGGGGAUGGAGGACCGUCAAAGAGUCCGGUAACGUGGAUGUUGAGGUAGCUGAACUGAGAAGUGUGUGCUGGCUGGAAAUCAGUGGGAAGUUCCGAACGAUCAUGCUCUCUCCAAAGACCUUGUAUGAAGUGUCGUUGGUGGCAUUCAUGACUGAGUCAAGUCGGGGUUGGCGCCUUCCCGUAAACAUCAACCUUACUUUACCGGACAAGUCGAAGCUGGAACACGCGGAGAGUUUGCAGGAAAUGCCCCGAGGAAAGUGGAGAAACAUUUGGAUGGGCAAAUUCACGACGUCAUCCGAAAAUAUCGGAGAAAUCACAUUUUGUAUAUCCGAAUACAGUGGUAAUUGGAAACAGGGGCUCCUCGUCAAGGGUGUUGCUUUUCAACCCAAGAACUGAAGUUGGUGGGUGAGGCUUUGGCUAUUGCUUCUUAUGUUCAAAACUGCAAAAAAAAGAGCCUUUAUAUGGAUUGUUGUCUCGACUCGCGCAUGUUUGCGGGUACCCAUAAGUCUUCUUCCUACCUUGUUGCUCAUGUUGUAACUUGUGAGGCACGUUAAUACUUGUUUUUCUCGAAUUUAUCGUUUA
Molecule: messenger RNA, 1003 nt
Organism: Rhodamnia argentea
Lineage: Eukaryota; Viridiplantae; Streptophyta; Magnoliopsida; Myrtales; Myrtaceae
Product: lectin-like
Exons: 4
Coding region: 80-817 (245 amino acids)
Source: RefSeq, a predicted model, not a curated record